GCGACUUUUCCCUCCUGGCUCGUGAGGAGGAGGAAAAUUCAUCCUCGUCACGAUCAUCAGUCGGUGCUAGGACCGCCACCAGUAAGCAACCACGACGUUCGCCUCAAGUUGCCAGGUUUUUCACGAUUUGCGCGAACAAAGAUCUGCCCGAUUGUGUGGUGGAUCUUCGACGGUCGCGAUUCCGGACGUGAUUGAGCGGAAAAUAUUGCAGAACUUGAUCUAGAUUUUCAGUUUGCGUCGUUGUUUGAGUUAUAAACAAGCAAAAGUGAUUGUGUUUGGAUCACGCGAGAUUCUUUGUUAGGCAGUUGUACAGAAGGAAGAGUUGUGGAUUGUGGACAUUUCAAAAGGACAACAAACAGUAAAUCAUUUCAACGUGCGUUUCGCUGUGAUUUACAGCCAGUUGGACAACAAGGGCGACAGCCAGCGUCGGGAAUUUGGUGGAAUUUCCCGCGGAACGAUCAAACAGUUAUCUAAUCAACCACCUAUUUGCAGUCAGCGUGGACGAACGACCGGACGGACAGGCGGACGAGGGGCAGUGACCUAACGUCCCAUAUCCUCAGUCGCCCUUUCCCUCCCGAAACACGGAAAAGAAACGUGAGAAGAGUGAUUUUUCGGUGAAAUGUUGUCAUCAUAAUUUUCACAUGCUUGUUUGGACAGUUGGACGCGCGCACGCUGCGAGCCGAAAAGUCCUCGCCAAGUGUAGUGGAUGUUGGCGUAGCGGGAGGUAAAAAGUAAAAGUGAAAAAUUUAUGUACUAUAUUCGCGCCGGGCGCGCCGCGGUGUUUUUCGAGAACUGGUUUGGAGUGAGGGAGUGACAGUUUUACGACAGGAAAGAAAAGCCGGCAAUUUGUUGUCGCGUUGUUCCGCCGACCUCUCCCUACGUUGCUGCUGCUGCUGCUGCUGCUGCUGUUGUUACAACAACUUACGGAAUACUAAUUGUACAUCGCUGAAAGGAGCAGUGUAUUGCACAGGGUCGCUGCAACUGAGUCGAGAUGGUUCAGGAAAUGCCCAGCAGUAGCGUUCCGGAAGAGCUGUACAACCUCACCCAGCUGGCGGAGGUAUCGAUUGCUGCCGGUAAAUUGAGUACCGCCACCAACGCAUCACCAGGAGAGCAGUACCACCAUCAUCAUCACCAUCACUACCAGGCACAGUACGGUGCAGACAAGUACUACACCUUGCAGCAUGAAUCAGCCGGUUAUCACCCAGCCGAGUACUAUCAGUACGCACUUUCUUAUCACGGUUCGCUUCGGGAAGAUAACGAAGACGGACGAAAAGGCUAUCCAAAUAGUCCAUCGCCUCCGCCGAUUGAACAAAAGAAAGAGCAACAACAGCAACACCUACAGUCUUGCUCAGCCACGAAGAAAAAGUGGAAGACAAACUGGGAGAUCAACCGGAAUCUUAAAUUACAGCAAGCUCAAAGGAUCAACAAGAUAAGGGAUGCAGAUGAACGUGCCGAUGACGAUGACUCGUACGAAACGGGUGGCGGUCUGACGUACUACACUUCGACGAUAAGAGCGGUGGAGAGUGCUACCGAGACGAGUCCGACGAGGUCGGGCAGUAGCAGCCGUGCGCUGACCGAGGAAGAACAACCUCUGAACCGAAGGAGUUCGUACGCUUCGGAAGAAUCGGAGGAUUCUAGUUACUCGUACUCCCAUAAGGUGUUCGAUCGAAAGAAGUCCCGAACGCUAUCGUGGAACAGUGGAAGCAGUUACAGCUAUGGUGAAGACGCUCACCGCGGCGCAGGCGGAGAACGGCUGGAGUACGGAAUCGAUGACCGAGAAUGUCGUGAACUGAGAGAAGCCGGCGAACGUACGACGGCCAGCAGUGGCGAUGAGAUUGGUUCGACGGACGAUGUGCACUGCUGUCCGGAGUGUGGAAAGAAGUAUUCAACGUCUUCGAAUCUGGCCCGGCACCGGCAGACGCAUCGAUCCCUCCAAGACAAGAAAGCUCGCCGCUGUCCGCACUGUUCCAAGGUGUACGUCUCAAUGCCGGCCUACUCGAUGCACGUCCGCACGCACAACCAGGGCUGCCAGUGUCCCACGUGUGGGAAAUGUUUCUCCCGCCCUUGGCUGCUACAAGGUCACAUCCGAACGCAUACAGGUGAGAAACCAUUCAAAUGCAGCGUCUGCCAGAAGGCAUUUGCCGACAAAUCGAAUCUCCGGGCGCACGUCCAAACCCACUCAAACACGAAGCCCCACUCGUGCUCACGCUGCGGAAAGGCCUUCGCCCUCAAGUCGUACCUCUACAAGCACGAGGAUUCGUCCUGCAUGAAGAACAAGCCGGGAAAACACCCGAAGCAAGGUCACACCAAGACUCGCAGGAAAGUCGAGAAGGAGCGGGCCACUGGUGGUUACGACGGUGGCUAUUCGCCGGGCUACGGACACUUCCCGGCGCAUCAUCAGUCACCGCAACAGGCGAUGAGUCCCAUGGAUCUGGCCCUGCAGACGGAACUUCAGAUCAAGAAGGAAGCUGUGCGGGCGAAGAUCCGGGAAGUACUGGAAGACAACUGCAAGAAGUCAGCCCAACUGAAGGCGGCUACCGACAAUCGAAUCAGUGUGAUCCGGACGACGGCCAGUAGCAGUAACCAUCAUGAUGGAUACUACGCAGGACUGCAGACGGAUACUCGGGAAAGCUCUCACGUAGCGGUUGAACGAAAUGACAGUAGUAGAAGCAGCAUCAGUAGCAGUAGUAGUUGUAGCAGCAAUUACGAAUAUCCAAAGAAUUACGCAGUCAUUGCGUAACAUUUUUUCUAGCCCAUAGAGGCAGUCGUUUUUUGUUGGGGGUAAAUAGCAUUUAGAGACAACAUUUUGUAGAUUUUAAGAAUAUUUGCAACGCAAUAGUAUUGGUAAUGUGUCAGGAAGAAGAUUUGUUCGACACAAAAUUUGUGAACUCAAGUGCCAUAAUUUAGCAUUAGUUAGAAAAUGUAAAUACUUAAAUAUUCAUGAACGUACAUGGAUUGUUUCAUUGCGAUUUUACAGCUGGACCAAAAAUACAAUAUUCUCAACAAAAAGCAUUUUCGAAGCGAAGAUCAAUUUCUAAUUUUGUACAAAACCACAGUUUCAAUGCUUUUUGCUUGCUAAGUGUUAGAAGAUUAUUUUUUUAAAUUAUUUCUCUGUAUUUUUAAGUUUUGAUUUUUGUUUAUCAAAAGGACGAGAACGUUCUAGUCUUGCAUUUGUUUUCUUUUAUUGUAUUAGUUUCGUUUCUAACCUAAGUCAGCCGUACCGCUGUAUUUUAACUGUAUAUUUUCUGUGACGAUCAAAUCCGAACGAGUUAUUCUAAUCAUUUGAUUAUUUUUCAGUUAAGGUUCUUUUUUUAUUGUUUAGAAUUUAAGUUUUUCAAGCGUACAACCACGUCUUGUGUCAUAGUUUAGAUAUAAACGACACAUACAAGUGGAGAUACAAACAGUAAGCUGAUUUUCAUGGUGCCAAAAGUAGCCUUAGUAGUACACUCGUAGUAUUGGUAGAAUUUGAUAUGCCUUUUUGACCGAAAAA
Molecule: messenger RNA, 3490 nt
Organism: Ochlerotatus camptorhynchus
Lineage: Eukaryota; Metazoa; Arthropoda; Insecta; Diptera; Culicidae
Gene: Kah
Product: Kahuli
Exons: 4
Coding region: 992-2740 (582 amino acids)
Source: RefSeq, a predicted model, not a curated record